Messenger RNA from Caenorhabditis elegans, 999 nucleotides. RefSeq names its product BTB domain-containing protein (gene ZC239.15). Gene Ontology annotation, biological process: protein homooligomerization. The transcript has 4 exons. The record is from RefSeq and is marked reviewed. NCBI's taxonomy places the organism in Eukaryota, Metazoa, Nematoda, Chromadorea, Rhabditida, Rhabditidae. The coding region runs from base 89 to 787 and encodes 232 amino acids.
UGAAAUAUGUACUGAUCGAUAAUCUUAUAACUGAUAACAAAAUUUUACUCCAUCUUUCUCUUUUUCUCCCCUAGAAAACUCUUCGAAAAUGAGUGAAACUGUGAAAUUGGACGUUGGUGGAACUAUAUUCAAAACUUCAAGAUCUACAUUAACAAAGUUCAAUGGAUUUUUCAAAACUAUGUUGGAGAGUGACAUUGGGCUAAAAAUUGACGAAUCUGGGAGUAUUUUUAUUGAUCGGUCUCCGAAAAAUUUCGACUUGAUACUGAACUUUAUGCGAGACGGCGACGUGGUUCUACCCAAUUGUGAAUUGAAACUGAAGGAGCUGCUAGUAGAAGCUCAAUUCUAUUUGCUCGACGGACUCAUUGAGUUGUGCAAUUCAAAGAUUGAGCUUGUUGAAGCUCCAAAGAUAAAACUUCGAUUUAUUGAAAGCGAUGAACAAUUUCUUCAAAUUCUUGCUGUUCAACAGAAGCCAAUGCUCAUAAUUGAAUUUUGCAUGGUUGGGAAUGAUAUGUCGAUUCCCUAUAACUUUAAUCUUUACGAGUUCAUGGAAAAGUAUUCACAUCAGUUCGAUAUUUAUUUUCAGCGAUUGAGUGAAGACGAACCUUCUCGCAAAUGGAAAGCAAGGAUAAAAUGGAAACCUACUGAGAAUGGAUAUUACAGUCAAUUUCCACACAAUCUUCGAAUUAAUCGAGGUGGACGGAUAAUACGGGAUGCAACAUUUUUGGAACGAUUGGAAAAAAUGAUCGGGGAGUUUGAUGAGUAUUUGAAGAAGCAGAGGAAUAGAUAAUUAACUUAUUUUAUGGAUUUUUCGACAAUAUUUCUAAUUUAGAAGCUUAAAAAAUUAUAAUUUAGUAAGCUUGUUUUUUUAUCUUUAAACACAAAACACAUGGAUAAGUUCAAAGUCUGAUUGAUAACAAACAUUCUUAUUUUUAUUUUUUGAGUUUGGUUGCAUCUGUGCCUCAAACCGUAACUAUUUUAAAAUAUGAACAAGGUUGUUAA